This is a messenger RNA of Macadamia integrifolia, 2785 nucleotides long. RefSeq names its product zonadhesin-like. Gene Ontology annotation, biological process: cortical microtubule organization. The transcript has 5 exons. The record is from RefSeq and is a predicted model, not a curated record. The coding region runs from base 724 to 2481 and encodes 585 amino acids. Lineage: Eukaryota; Viridiplantae; Streptophyta; Magnoliopsida; Proteales; Proteaceae. Gene Ontology annotation, cellular component: cortical microtubule.
GAGAGAGAGAGAGAGAGAGAGGAGUUCUCUCGGUUGGGAUCCAUCAUCCAUGUAGUUGCGGCGUCAGAAUAUAGAAAUCAAAAAAACAAAAACUGCAGGCUGCAGCUGUUGUUGAGUCUUGUUCUUGCUUCGCUCCCUUUAUUCUCGCUAGCUGCUCCACACCAUUACCGGUCAAUCUCAGACUUUUUGAUCCAAGCAAAAGAUAAAUAAAUUUCAAAAUGCUAUCCAUAUUCUCCUCCUCCUUCGCAUUGGAUCUUUCGGAUUUCUCUAGCUCCCUUUCAGAUUGUUCUGCCUCUCUCUCUCUCUCUCUCUCUCAGUUCUUAGUUCAAGCUGCAAUGGUGGUUCAUCUAGAGCUAAAGCUCGAGAUAACAGUUUAGGUUUGAUUUCUUUAGCUGCUUAUAAAUUGAUGUUGUAGAGACGGAAGAGAUCGGGAAGUUUGUUUGUUAAUGGGCGACUUGGAUUAGUGGAAGUUAGAAGAAAUGCAGCUCUGUUAUCUCUUGGGUUUUCAGUCAAUUUUCUCAGUUCUUGAGCUGGAUUUGAGAUCUACAGGUCUUGUUCUCGCUUUUGGAGAGAUUUGAGAAUUUUGUUCGCUGAUUCAAGGCUUAAGACUCUUCGUUUUUUUUUUUUUUUUUUUUUUGAGGUUUGGAUGAUAUAAGAAAGGUUACAGGUGGAAGAUUUUUCUCUUUCUUUCGCCUCUUUUGUUACUGGGGCUUAGAUUCCGCAAUGAACCGCAGCUUUAGGGCUCCGGAAUCACAGAUGCAGGCGGCCGUACAGCAGAGGCAGCCGGUAAGGAAGCUCGGGACGAUGAAGGAGAAGGAAGAGGAGCUUGCUUUGUUUCUUGAGAUGCGGAAACGAGAGAAGGAACGGGAUAGCCUUCUUCUUCAUAACUCGGAAGAGUUCGACGCUCCGCUGGGAUCUAAACAUGGCGGUUCUCCCAUAUUUAGGAUUGUCUCACCCACACCUGCGCGGAAGACUCGGGCUGAUAAUUUCCUGAAUUCAGAAAAUGAUAAAAAUGAUUAUGAUUGGCUUCUUACACCACCUGGUACUCCUCUUUUCCCGUCCUUGGAGAUGGAAUCACAGAAGCCAUUUAUGAGUCAGAUUGGGACUCCUAAAACACGUCCUGUUUCAUUGAAGUCUAGGUUAGCAAAUCCACAGAUUGAGCCUGUACCAAGGGGCAAUCCUUUAUCUAGGCAACCUACUUCAUCCCCUGGGUUGAGCUCUACUCCUACAGGAACUCGAAGACCUUCAUCAUCUGGAGGACCAGUUUCAACUGCAUCUAGACCUCAAACACCAACUGGACGACCAACAUUAACGGCACCAGCUAAACCCUUAAGACCAUCCACGCCUACUUCACGAGCCACCUUGCCUUCAUCUAAGUGCACGGCUCCUACAAGAUCCUCCACCCCUGCAAGAUCUGUGGCUAGAUCUUCUACACCAACAGCAAGGCCAACUGUACCAGCAUCCAAGCCCAUAUCAAGGUCAACAACACCAACUGUACCAGCAGCCAAGCCCAUAUCAAGGUCAACAACGCCAACUGUACCAGCAGCCAAGCCCAUAUCAAGGUCAAAAACGCCAACUGUACCAGCAGCCAAGCCCAUAUCAAGGUCAACAACACCAACUCGUAGAACGCCAACAACAUCAAGUGUACCUAGGGUCUCUGCUCCUCCUGUACGGUCUUCUUCAGUUACGAAGUCGGCUCCUACAGCAGCAACAAAACUGGUGCCAUCACGUGGCAGUUCUCCAACAGUAAAAUCCAGAACGUGGAAUCCCUCGGAGAUGCCUGGGUUCUCACUCGAUGCUCCCCCAAAUCUAAGGACAUCACUACCUGAAAGGCCACUUUCAGCCUCUAGGGGUAGACCUGGAGCUCCCAGUGCUAGAUCAUCCUCUGUGGAGGCAGGUUCCAAUGGAAGAACAAGAAGGCAAUCAUGUUCUCCUUCAAGGGGACGGGCUCCAAAUGGUAGCAUCCAUACCAGUGGAAGCUCUGUUCCUGCAGUGAGUCGAUCACACUCCAAUAGUAGUGAUAACGUUAGCCCUGUUGUAAUUGGAACAAAGAUGGUGGAAAGAGUAAUAAACAUGAGGAAACUGGCACCCCCGAAGAGAGACGAGCCACACUCUACCCAAAACAACUCCGGAGGGAAGUCAUCAUCAUCACCAGAUAGCUUAGGCUUUGGAAGAACACUCUCAAAGAAAUCUUUAGAUAUGGCUUUGAGGCAUAUGGAUAUAAGGCGAAGCAUUCCAGGAAACUUGCGCCCAUUGAUGACAAACAUCCCAGCUUCUUCAAUGUAUAGUGUAAGGUCAGGGACAACCAGAAGCAGGACAGUAAGCAUCUCAGAUUCUCCUCUUGCCACAAGCAGCAAUGCCAGUUCAGAGCAAAGUGUCAACAACAAUGCCCUUUGUUUAGAUGGGAGUGAAGUAGAUGAUGAUGAUCUUGGUAGUGAAAGAGGUGGUCGAUCUAUUCCUGCAAGUCAGUAUGGUAGGUGAUCUGAAGGAUCAUUAUUGUUUGGAAAUAGUUUUAUGCAACUUGCUGAAGGAAAUUCAACCUCAGAGAAAAUUGUCUUCACAAAUUACUGACAAAAGAUAUGCUUCUAUGUUUUUGUAAAGUUUAUCGGAUAGGCUCUCUGCUAAAUUUUAAUUUCGUAGGCAUUUGUACUAUUAGGGAAGAUGGUUAGGUAUGCCAUAUAGUUCUCUGGUUCAACAACCAUGAAGACGUAUUGUGAAUCAUAUUUAUACAAACUCGUAAUGUUGUAACUGGAAAUUGGAAGGUAAGGUUUAUUUUUCAUCUCUA